AUGAUCGAAGUCAAGCAGCGACAGACCGCCAAAUUUCUCAAAGAAAAAAUUUUGGAGCUUCUUCAAUCUUACGGUGUCUCCAUUACACAGCUGUUGGCUGUUACCUGCGACAACGGAGCCAAUAUGGUUGCAGCCGUCAAACAGUUACAGAAGCAGUAUGUAGCCGAUCAUCCGUCGCUUGAGGCAUAUGAUGACGACUCUGAUGAUGAUGAUGAGGCUCGCGAAAGACUAAUAGAGGAUUUAAUGGAAGAGCUUCAAAAGUCAGUAAGCCUGAUUAGAUGUGCUGUACAUACGAUGCAGCUUGCUGUAACCGACAUAGUAAAGGCCACGGACGUAACUAUCAAAGAAAUAACUACAAUCGCUAAAAACACAAGGAAAAUCGGAUACAAGGCUAUGUUUGAAUAUAAUAAAAUAUCGGUACCUCCAUUUUACUCCAGAACAAGAUGGAAUGGAGUGUACAAAAUGCUGAACUACUUCAAACAACAUGAAGAGUUCUAUAAAGACAUCGGAAGGCAAUAUCCUGAGCUUGAUCUCACAAAUCAUUGGAAUUAUAUCGACGAGUAUGUUUCCGCUUUUGAGCCUGUUUUUGUAUGCACAAACAAAAUGCAAGCCAAACAUGUUUCACUGAGCGAUUUUUAUGUUCAUUGGUUAAAUACUGUGAUGCAGGUUGGCUUGCUUACCAAUAGCAACUUGGCAAAGUCUUUGGUUCUGUCGUUAACGGAACGGUUAAAACCAUUGAAAAACAACAUGGCAUUCAAAGCAGCACUCCUCGUUGAUCCUCGAUUUAACUACUUAAACUCAAAGACGUUGUCGCCAGAGGACAAAGAGCAAACACGGUCUUUCAUGCUUGCUACCUGGGAGAGAAUAAAACAACUGGAUCCAAAUUCGUCGAAAGAACAUCAGGAUACCGCUCAGCAAUCAAAACCAACGAACUCUUUUGACACAUUUCUAACCAGGUUAUUUGGUGGUCUCCCGCCUGAAAGUGAUCAAAACACGAAACCGUUGAUCCAACAACUGAAUGCUUUGGACUUGGAAGACCACCAAAGCUUUUCGUUCGAUGUGUGGAGUCAUUGGAAGAACCGACUAAAAACCUAUCCUGAGCUUUCCAAGCUAGCACUGGUAUUUCUAUCCGUGCCAUCAAAUCAAGUCAACGUUGAACGGAGCUUCAGUGGAAUGGCACUCACACUUACAGAACGAAGAACGAACCUCUCGGAAGAAAGUUUGGAGAACAUUCUGUUGAUCAAACUUAAUGUCGAUUUGAUCGAUAAGAUCAUACCCGAGAAUGGUUUUCAAUAAGCGGAAAUAUUUGCUUUGACCGAAAAUAACAAAAUAUGAAGAAUUAACAAAUAAUUCCGUUUAUUAAUAUCAUAUUUUGUUCAACUCUUGUGCACCUCUUAUAUAUAAGUUGUUCAAAUGGUUUCUGUUAUUUUCGCAUUAUUAUCUUGAUUUUUUUCUUAUAUUUUAUUAAUGUUUUAUUGCUUUCUAAAUCUCUUGUGCAACGAAUAAUAGAAUUCUGAUUUUUGUUUUUCAUUGAA
This is a messenger RNA of Aedes aegypti (yellow fever mosquito), 1535 nucleotides long. RefSeq lists its product as uncharacterized. The transcript is spliced from 3 exons. The record is from RefSeq and is a predicted model, not a curated record. Lineage: Eukaryota; Metazoa; Arthropoda; Insecta; Diptera; Culicidae. Gene Ontology annotation, molecular function: protein dimerization activity. The coding region runs from base 1 to 1296 and encodes 431 amino acids.